AAAAUUCAAAAAAUCACAACCAAUAUUCCAAUAAACUAAACAAAAUUUUCGCAAACCAUUUUAGAAGGUUCCAACCGAAGAUCAUUGGCAAAAUGAAGGGCUUUGCAAAUUGGACUAUCAGUUUGGGCCUGGCUCUAAUUAUUUGGCUCGUCUUUUACUAUUCACAGCUGUUGGGGGGCAAAGAGGAUGAACAGCUCAUAGAUAAUGAACUGCAGGAUCCAUUUACGGAAAGCUGCAAGACCAGCUCGGUUGAUGUAUAUCUGCAUUUCUUUUGGAUCUUUGCAUGCAUCUAUGCGCUAUCGAAAUUCACGGAGCUAUCGGAACGCUAUUUGAGCGCCAAAAUUGCCUCCAAGGAGCGCAGCUGCGAUAUGCGUGUCCUCAACGAGGAAUGGGAGAAGACAUUGAAGCUGUAUGAGCUGGAUAAAAAGCAAUUGGACGCACAGCUGCAGGCGUUGCGCGAAAAGAACUGCGGACUGGAGCAAUCGAUGCGAGAUUUACGCGAUUGCAAUCUGCAUUUGAUCAGUGAGAACUUCAUGCGCACCGUACUGCAGGAUCAGCAGAUUCAGGGAUUGGCCCAGCGUGUACAGGAUCAACAGCCGCCAAACAUCUAUAUUACCAAUCGUCAUAUCCAUUUGACACGACAGGUCUUCCUCAACGAGGGACUGAUCGAUAUCGAUGUCAAUCUGCGCAACGCUGGCGGCCAAGAGCUCAAAUCUCCAGAGCAAUCCUUAAAUGUCUGGGUGCAGUAUCUGAAGAUGCGUAAAUGCUAUAUGGGCCCCAUUGCCGAUCCAAAAUUGGUGUUAAAUGGCGGUCCGGAUCGUCUGAUGCCCAUUGUUAUGACUACCGAGCAGUUGGCCAAAUUGCAGGGCAUGAUCUAAUUCCGGUUUGAGAUAGUUCUGUUCGUUUAUUGGCAUUCCGUGAGGGAGCCAGAGAGGGAGGGAGAAUGCAUGCACAAGAUAACCAAAAAAAACUAUCGAAAAAUCGAAAGAAAAAAAUGUUUAUUUCCGAAGUUUUCCCGGAAGAGGAGUUUUGUUUUCUGCAAAUAUGUAAAAAGCAACAUGUUUGCAGCAGUUAUUCAUUUCAUGCUACCAAAGAAAUCUUUGGAGCAAAACUUAGUUGAUUACUAGCAUUUCGUAUAACAGCAAAAGGGUAUUAUCCAAGCAAAAACAACAACAAAAAAAACAAAAAACUGGCUAUUCGAAAUGCUAGUAAAGUGGGAACUUUCGGGAGUGCACGGCAUAAUAAUAGUGGGCAAAUCAAAUGCAUCCAUAUGUUCAAUAUUUAUGUGUGUGUCGUCGUAUUAUAUAUAUUUAUUACACAAUGUGUGAAUUUACAGUAUUUUAACUGGUAUCUUAUGUAAAACUUAUGGG
Molecule: messenger RNA, 1370 nt
Organism: Drosophila novamexicana
Lineage: Eukaryota; Metazoa; Arthropoda; Insecta; Diptera; Drosophilidae
Exons: 4
Coding region: 93-878 (261 amino acids)
Source: RefSeq, a predicted model, not a curated record